Molecule: messenger RNA, 6010 nt
Organism: Patella vulgata (common limpet)
Lineage: Eukaryota; Metazoa; Mollusca; Gastropoda; Patellidae
Product: cytoplasmic aconitate hydratase
Exons: 1
Coding region: 37-2715 (892 amino acids)
Biological process (GO): citrate metabolic process; tricarboxylic acid cycle
Cellular component (GO): mitochondrion; cytosol
Molecular function (GO): 4 iron, 4 sulfur cluster binding; aconitate hydratase activity
Source: RefSeq, a predicted model, not a curated record
UUUAGAAAUCACGUGACUUACAUCAAGCUGAACAAAAUGGCGACAGAAGACGUGCAUCCUUACAACUCUCUGCUGAAAUCCAUUUCAGUUGACGGAAAGGACUUUAAAUAUUAUGAUUUGACUAAUCUAAAAGAUGAACGAUACGAUAAACUUCCAUUCUCUAUUCGGGUGUUGUUAGAAUCCGCUGUCCGUAACUGUGACGAGUUCACCGUCAAAAAAUCGGAUGUUGAAAACAUUCUCGACUGGUCGACAAAACAAAAUGAAAAGGUGGAAAUACCUUUCAAACCGGCUAGAGUUAUUCUCCAAGAUUUUACCGGAGUUCCCGCUGUCGUUGAUUUUGCUGCCAUGCGAGAUGCUGUGAAGAAAAUGGGUGGAGAUCCGGAGAAAAUUAACCCUAUUUGUCCAGCCGAUUUGGUGAUCGAUCAUUCUGUUCAGGUUGAUGUGGCAAGAAGUAGUGAUGCACUGGAGAAAAAUCAAGAAUUAGAAUUUGAACGCAACAAAGAAAGAUUCCAAUUCUUGAAAUGGGGUGCCAAGGCACUGAAAAACAUGCUGAUUGUUCCACCAGGCUCUGGUAUUGUACAUCAAGUUAACUUGGAAUAUUUGGCAAGAGUGGUGUUCAAUUCAAAUGGAACCCUGUAUCCAGAUAGUUUAGUUGGAACAGAUUCCCAUACAACAAUGAUCAAUGGUCUUGGAGUAGCUGGAUGGGGUGUAGGAGGUAUAGAAGCAGAAGCAGUUAUGCUUGGUCAGUCUAUAAGCAUGGUCCUACCCGAGGUCAUUGGUUACAAAUUGAUUGGAAAGCCAGGGCCAUACAUCACCUCGACCGACGUGGUAUUAACAGUCACCAAACAUUUAAGACAAGUUGGAGUAGUUGGGAAAUUUGUUGAAUUUUUUGGACCAGGUGUGACUGCCCUCUCCAUUGCAGACAGAGCUACCAUUUCCAAUAUGUGCCCAGAAUAUGGAGCAACUGUAGGAUUUUUUCCAGUGGACGAAUCAAGUCUAACAUACCUAAGACAAACUGGUCGAGAGACAGAACAAUUAAACAUUAUAGAAAACUACCUAAAAACAAACAAAAUGUUUCGAAAUUACUCCAAUUCUGAAGAAGACCCAGUCUUCACAAAGGUUAUUGAACUUGACCUCGGGAGCGUUGUUCCUUGUUGCUCUGGUCCCAAACGACCUCACGACAAAGUUCCAGUAACAGAAAUGAAAUCAGAUUUUCAAACUUGUCUUAACAAUAAAGUAAGCUUUAAAGGCUUUGCAAUUCCUGCUGAUAAACAAGAAACAAAGGUUCCAAUCAUUUAUGAUAAUCAAGAACAUAUAUUGACCCAUGGUUCUGUUGUUAUUGCUGCCAUUACCAGUUGUACAAAUACAAGCAACCCAUCUGUAAUGUUAGGCGCUGGUCUAUUGGCACGGAACGCUGUUGAAGCAGGUCUUACAAUCAAACCAUAUAUCAAAACCAGCUUGUCUCCAGGUAGCGGAGUUGUGACCUAUUAUCUGCGGGAGAGUGGUGUCACACCAUAUCUAGAGAAACUUGGUUUUGAUAUAGUGGGCUAUGGUUGUAUGACGUGUAUUGGAAACAGUGGUCCGUUGCCAGAACCAGUAGCUGAAGGCAUUGAGAAAGGAGAUUUAGUCGCAUGUGGUGUUUUAUCUGGUAAUCGUAACUUUGAGGGAAGAAUCCAUCCAUUAACUCGUGCCAACUACUUGGCUUCACCACCAUUAGUCAUCGCAUAUGCCAUUGCAGGAACAGUCUGUAUUGAUUUUGAAACUGAACCUUUAGCCAAGAAAGAAGAUGGAACCCCCAUUUUUCUGCGAGAUAUCUGGCCUUCAAGAGAGGACAUCAUGAAAGUAGAAAAAGAAUUUGUUGUUCCUUCCAUGUUUAAAGAUGUGUAUUCCAAAAUCACAGAAGGAAAUAAAAGGUGGAACUCAUUGGAGGUACCAGACAGUAUGCUGUAUCCAUGGGAUGAGAAGUCCACAUAUAUAAAAUCACCUCCUUUCUUUGAAAAAAUGACAAAAGAAAUCCAACCUCCAUCUAGUAUUGAAAAUGCCCACGUUUUACUGAACCUUGGGGAUUCGGUCACAACAGAUCAUAUUUCUCCAGCAGGCAGCAUUGCCAGAAAUAGUCCAGCUGCAAGAUAUCUCGCCAGUAGAGGUCUAGUCCCCCGAGAGUUCAACUCCUAUGGAUCCCGCAGAGGUCAUGACUCUGUCAUGGCAAGAGGUACAUUUGCUAAUAUCCGACUAUUGAAUAAGUUCAUUGGUAAGCCUGGGCCUAAAACCAUCUACAUACCAAGCGGAGAAGAGAUGGAUAUAUUUGAAGCAGCAGAAAGAUAUCAAAAAGAAAAUAAGCAAGUUAUAGUUUUAGCUGGCAAAGAUUAUGGAGCAGGAUCGUCAAGAGAUUGGGCAGCUAAAGGCCCUUGGAUGCUUGGAAUUAAGGCUGUUAUCGCGGAAAGUUAUGAAAGAAUUCACCGAAGUAAUCUUGUCGGAAUGGGAAUCAUUCCAUUUCAGUACUUGGAAGGACAAAAUGCAGCUAGUCUUGGUCUGACCGGUAAAGAGACAUUUUCUAUCAAUGUCCCAGCCGAUGUUAAGGCAGGUCAGAAUUUGACCAUUAAUAUAAGCUCCGGAAAAUCAUUCGAAGUGAAGACCAGAUUUGAUACAGAAGUUGAGCUGGCUUAUUUCAGACAUGGUGGAAUUCUUAAUUUUAUGAUCCGAAGUAUGGUUUAGAAAAUUGAACAAUGAAAUAAAAGAAAAAUUGUGAAAUUUGUGAUUAAAUGCAGUUCAUUAAUACACAGGCUACAUGUAAUAAUAUUAGAACAUUGUUUUUCUUCAAAAUACUAAAAGCCAAAACAAUCCCAAAUUGUGUGAAAUGUUUAAAACAUGAUGAUCUUGUUUUAAUGCUGAGUAAAUGUAUGGAUGAAGAAAUAAAAUGUUUGAGCCAAUAGUAAACAUUUAUAGUGUUGUCAAGUACCAGAGUGUAAAAUGUGUGUUCGAGAGAAUCCAGAUAAUCAUUAUUAUACAUAUGGUGAUUGUACAAACUCUUCUACUGCGCAACUGAUAAAACAUGUCUUCUAUUAUAAAGUUAAACAAAUCUACAAAUAGAACUUUGUUGUUAUGGUUAACAAUGUUAAAACUGAUAAACAAGAAACAGUUAUUGAAAAAAAUAUAAGCUUUAAAUAUAAAGUAAUCCAGAUUUAAAGUAAAAAUGUGUCAUAUAUCUGUUAAUUGGUAAUUAUACUGUACUCUUCUUUACUGUAUCUUAAAAUAGAAUGAUAACAAAGAUUAAAAUAAAGAUGCGACGUCAUUCUUUGAAGUUGACGUAUUAUUAUUUCAAUUCAUGAUAAUCAUAAUAAUGUACAGGCAACGGGCCAUUCGUGCAUUAUUUAUACAAUGGUAUAUGAAUUACUGGACUUGUGUGACGAUUUCAUUGAAAUGCACAUGGAAGGUAGUGUUUGUAUUUGUUGUUUAAUGGUCUCGAGCAAGACAUUGCAUCCCACGUAAUAUAUUGAUACAACACUCUUGACUAAUGCCCUUGUGAAGUAUAAAUAUUGCUUUAAAUGCAUUUAAAUCUCCGCUAAAGACGUUCCUGUUUACAUAAGCGUUUCCAGUGUUCAAUGGAGAAAACUUGAAAAGCGCAAUAGAAACUUCUGUUUUAGUAUUAUUGCGCUAUAUAAAUACAGGAUUAUUAUUUUUAAUGGGUAUGCCUUGAUCUCGACCCUUCAAUUACAAUUAGAUUAAGAUUCAUUUUUUGUCACUUAUUUAAUUCCUCCUUGGAUGUAGAAAAUAAAGAUAAGAUCAAUAAGCUUACAUAUUGAAUAAUUAUUUACCUGUAAAAUAUUAAUUAGUUUUUCUUUUCUAAAAAUUAAAAUUAUUCAGAUAUAGAACCUUGAUGAAAUAAUGUUACCUUUAGAAUACUGGUAAUGAAUCUUUUGAUAUCAAUGUGUUUAUUAGCUUUAUUACAUGGAUACUGGAUACCCUUAAAUAUAAUUAUUUUUCAAUAACUGUGUAACAGAAUAAGGCAAUAUCCUUGAAAUGUAGAUAUAGUAUCAUGUAUAAAUGAAGAAGCAAACACUAAUCAAUUGCAAUUGUCAAAUCCUUCCCUAGGUACACACGUAUGUUAUUUAUCCCUAUCCCUGGUAAUGUCUUUCAUACAUGUUAGGGAUAGGCAUGUUAGUUGAGAAACUUUUUAUUCCAUCGCGCCAAAAAUAAAAGCUAUCUGUAUGUUAUUGAUAUUAAAUGUCAUAUCUGAUAAUUUGUGUACAUUUAUGGAUCUUCUAAUGCUAUAAGUACAGUAAUAGUUUUGCGAGCCAAUAGUAAAAGGUGUAACAAAAAUUACCAAAGCUACUGUGCAAGUUGCUCUGUAACCCUGGUAUCAUUUAAUAUCAAAUCUUUAUUUAAAAAUUUCUAAAAAUCGUUUAAAAUCACCCAAAAUCAUCUAAUUUGUUAUUGUGUCUAAUUUAAAACUGACCAUUCAGUUUUGAUAAUGAGUGUCUAAUUUACAAGUGUUUAAUUUCUCAAUCACUGUUAAAAAAUAAACAACCCAAUUGGAUAUUGAUGUAUAACGAUUAAUUUUUAAAUAGUGGUUAGGAAAUUGAAUACUUGUAAAUUGGUGAUUUUAAAUAAUUUUAAAAUUUUUUAAAGAAAGGUUUGAUAUUAAACAAAUGUGAAAUAAAUUAGUGAUAGAUAUACAAGAUUAAAUGAUACCUGGGUUACAGUGUUGAUUCAUACCAUGGUUAACUAUGUACAUGUACUGAGAAUUCAAUCUUUAUUUAACAAUAGGUGAAAAACUUGAUUCGAUUUAUUAUCACAUAGUGUUAACUAGAAUUGCAAUGAGACGGUGAAGUUUGUACAAAUUUACAAGUUAAAAUCUUUAACACAAGUUAGUGCAAUGUUUACAUAUGACAGAGAUAGCUAAUGCAGAAUUUCAAGUUAACACUUUAUAAAAAUAAACAUUUUUAAAGAUUAUAUUGAACUAGCAGUAGAGACCUGUGUGAAGUUGUUGUAUUAAGAAGUCUUGUGGACUUGCAAAUUCACAUGAACUCUUUUGGGUGUUUUUGGAUGACAAUAUCUGAAAUGUUGUUAAUGUCACGAACAGGACUUGAAGCUUUUUGUUUAAAAUAAAAUUCAGUGAAUCAAAAAUGAAAUGAAAUGUACUUGAUGUUACAAUUGAAGAAGGCAGAAAAUUUCACCCCCAAAAUAGGGUAAAUUUGUUGUGAAUAGUCCGCUACAUCAAUCUAUUGUCAGUAAGAAAUAGUAGUGUAUACUGUAUCAGUGAUACAAAUUUAAAAGUUUAUUAAAAAAAAUAUUGAUUUGUUGUAUGUAUUAUAUACUGGAUAACCUGAUUCUUUUUACAUUUGUUCUAAAAAUUAUAGUUGUAUUUUGUCAGGUACUGCUGAAACUAUAUUAAUAAUAUCAGUAAAAAGUAUGAUUUGUUGUCAAAUUUGUGACAGGCAAAUUGACAUUCACUAGAGAAAUAGUGUCUGACAAAGCCUGAUCUGUGCCUAACAUUGUCUGUGACAUAUGGCUUAUUUCCAGGUGUGAUUGUUUAUCUUGAUCCUUUGUCUAGACAUAUAUUUUGGAACACCAAUUUCUUUAAUUUUAGCUUUAUGGUAUAUAUUAUACUAUAUUAUAUAAAAUUUACAUUAUUUGACUGACUUUAAUAAGCUGUACUGUAAUAUCUAAAGCACUUUAAUGCUUCAUAAAAAUUCUCUAAAAUUUAUUAUUUUUUGGAAUACAUUCACCUUCUCUAAUCAAUAUUUCAGAAAGGGUAUAUAUUGACUGUAGAUUAUCUAGCAUGAUUUCAUAACCAGGUAGAUUUAGCAAGCAAAUAGAACCAUUUCUUCCAGUUGUAUCUGUACAAAAUUCAUUUGAUUGAAUUGAAUUAUGAAUAUAUUUGUACUAUGAUUAAAAUGAAUGAAUGUAUUGUCUCGACAUGGCCAGUUGAUAAGUGAGAAAAUAACUUACGAGACAUCGUAAUAGAUUUGAAGGCAUUUAUGUCGAUAUAAAAUUAUUCAAUCAACAA